Molecule: messenger RNA, 2083 nt
Organism: Papilio polytes (common Mormon)
Lineage: Eukaryota; Metazoa; Arthropoda; Insecta; Lepidoptera; Papilionidae
Product: sodium-coupled monocarboxylate transporter 1-like
Exons: 10
Coding region: 749-2083 (444 amino acids)
Biological process (GO): sodium ion transport; transmembrane transport
Cellular component (GO): membrane
Molecular function (GO): symporter activity
Source: RefSeq, a predicted model, not a curated record
UAUUUUAAGAUAAGCAGUAAUAACAAUUUAGUUAUGUUAUCGUAACAUUGUAUAAUACGGCUUAACGUUGAAAUAGUUACUGUUAAUACCUACGGUUGGUCAAUCAUCUUCGAUACGACGGAGAUGCAAGUUCGCAAUACAGAAUUGCAUUUAUCGUAUCUCGAUUUCAAUAAAAUGAUCCGUGACAAUCGUAAAUAAAGUAUUCAAGAACAUGAAAAGUGAUUUCGUUAUUUGUCAUCGAAACAACUUAUUAAGUGAGUGUUUUAAUAUGGCCUAUAAUAUGUUUAAAAAUAUUCAUAAAGAAUUCAUAAUUAUGUGUAAUCGUAUUGAAGUCGAGGGAUUUUACGAACAUCGCCGUAACUAAUUUCAGCGAAUGUGUAUGUAUGGUGUUCAUAUUGGCUCUUAUCGAUGUUUAUAAAACUGACGGCAGUAAGUGCCAAUCAUCAGAGAGAGUAUAUUUCUGCGUCUAAAACACCAACAUUAUAACCAGUGAUUUGAUAAACGGUAAAAGUGUACAAAAAGUUUCGACUCAGUACUGUUACCCUUCGCUAUUUACGUUGACUAAUAGGGUCUUUGUAGAUCUUAAUUACAAUUUAUUGGUGUACGUUCAGUACGGCACGGAGUCGCCUUCAGCCGUCGCAGCUGCGAGGAGUUCGUCACAAGUUCACGUCGCCUCGUUCCCGAAGGACAUGUAAACAUAAACAGACCUACAAGCCGUCCAUACUAACUUUCCGAAAGCCUUUGAAACAUGGAUAUAGGAAACUAUUAUACAUCGCCAGUACAAAAGAUGCAUGGCAAAUUUAAGGUAUUUUUGUUAACUGCAGUGAUAUUUUGUGGAAUAAGUAUAGAAACAGCACAAGCUUCACCAAAUUUAACAAAAUAUAAUACGUCAAGAUCAAAUGAGCAUGUGGUUCAAAGAAACGAGACGCCUACGAGUGAACUAUUUCAUUGGGAGGACUACAGCGUGCUGGCCACGAUGUUACUAGUUUCGUGCGGUAUUGGAGUUUUCUACGGCUUCUGUGGCGAGAAACAAACGUCAGGCGAUGACUUCUUAUUGGGCGGUUCAUCAAUGGGCACGUUUCCAAUGGCCCUAAGUUUGGCUGCAAGUUUCAUAACGGCUAUAGAAUUGCUAGGCAACCCAGCGGAGAUGUACAUGGCGGGAGCGCAGUUUUGGAUGAUCUGCGUGUCGUUCGUACUGGUCGUGCCGAUAGCAAGCCAACUCUACUUGCCAGUCUUCAUGAGAUUGCGUUUAACAUCCUGCUAUGAGUAUUUGGAAAUAAGGUUUUGCAAGUCGAUGCGAGUGUACGCGAGUUCGCUAUACAUGCUGCAGAUGGUUCUGUACACAGCCGUUGCCGUCUACGCGCCCGCAUUAGCGCUCUCCGAUGUAACUGGAUUAAACACUUACUUAGCAGUCUCACUGGUAUAUGUGGUCUGCAUAUUUUAUGCAUCACAGGGUGGUAUGAAAGCUGUGAUAAUGACGGACAGUUUUCAAUCGGCCGUGCUACUCGGGUCGCUUGCCACAAUCCUCAUCAUGGGCGCCGGAAAAGCGGGCGGACUCGAUGCGGUUUGGGAUUAUGCAAGAUCUACGGAUCGACUACAUUUUUUUGAUAUGAACCCAGACCCGACGGUGCGGCACUCAUUCUGGACGGUGGUGGUGGGCGGUACCAUGUACUGGCUGAGCAUGUUCUGCGCGAACCAGGCGUCCGUGCAGAAGUACCUCUCAGUGGAGCGCAUAGCGCAGGCCCGGGUUGCGCUCUGGGUUUCAGCGUGCGGCUUGCUCGCGGUCUACUCCGUCAAUUUCGUCACCGGCGCCGUCCUCGCCGCGCACUACGCCGACUGCGAUCCCAUUAAGGCUGGUGUGAUCAACGCAUCAGACCGGCUGCUGCCUCUAUACGUGGUGCGCGAGCUGGGCACUUCCCGCGGCGUUCCCGGCUUCUUCGUUGCUGGCAUAUUUGCUGCAAGUCUCGGGACGGUAGCAUCUGCGUUGAACUCAUUAGCUGCAAUCGCAUGUCAAGAUUUGUUCACUGGCCUUCUCGGAAUAACUUUACCCGAGAAUAAAGGAGCGACAUCUACAACUUUAUAA